UCUAAUUUGCAUGUCCCAAUACCUUGACCUCCCAAAACCCAAUCAUCUUUUACUUCUUUCUUGAUUCUUCCAAGAAAGAUUAUAAUUUCAAGAGAACCCCAUUAAAGGAUGUCAGGCAGGCAGUUUUAUAAUCAUCUUUUGGCACUGUUGUUGCUUGCCAUAAUGACACUGGUUCCAAAUGGAAACGGUAUUGGGGUGAACUGGGGAACCAUGUCAACCCACCAACUGCCACCAGGUAAGGUGGUGAAAAUGCUGAGAGAUAAUGGGGUUCAUAAGUUGAAGCUUUUCGAGUACAAUGAGGAGAUUAUGACGGCUCUAACUGGGACGGAUAUCGAGGUGAUGGUGGGGAUUCCUAAUAGCAUGUUGAAACUGAUGAGCGUGGAUCCAGCGGCUGCUGCUUCUUGGGUUUAUAAUAACGUUACUGGUUAUUGCUAUGAUGGCGGAGUCAAUAUCAAGUAUGUUGCAGUGGGGAAUGAACCUUUCCUUCAAACAUACAAUGGCACCUAUCUACAAUACACAUUACCAGCUCUCAAAAACAUUCAGAGAGCCCUUGAUGAAUCCGGGGUUAAAUGCCGGUACAAAACUACAGUCCCUUUCAAUGCUGACAUCUAUGACUCCCCGGAAUCCAAUCCGGUUCCAUCUGCUGGUGACUUUCGGCCCGAGGUCAAGGACCUUACAAUUGAAAUAGUCCAGUUUCUAUAUUUACAUGAUGCACCUUUCACUGUCAAUAUCUAUCCUUACCUCAGCCUUUAUGGGAAUGAUUAUUUCCCUAUAGAGUUUGCAUUUUUUGAUGGAUUAAGCAAGCCUCUUAGAGAUGGUAAUAAUGUUUACAAAAAUGCAUUUGAUGCAAAUCUUGACACUCUCAUUUAUGCUUUGAGUAAAGCUGGAUUCCCUGACAUGGAGGUCAUAGUCGGAGAAGUCGGCUGGCCGACUGACGGUGACAAAAACGCCAACACCCGAAAUGCAAAGAGGUUUAACCAAGGACUAAUCAAGCAUGCUUUGAGUGGAAAUGGAACCCCAGCUCGGAAAGGAAACAUUGAAGUUUAUCUAUUCAGCCUCAUUGAUGAAAAUGCUAAAAGCAUUGAACCUGGUGGGUUUGAGAGACAUUGGGGAAUUUUCGAGUUCGAUGGAAAGCCGAAAUAUCAGCUCGACUUAACCGGUUUAGAACUCGAAAAAGGACUGGCUCCGGUGGAAGACGUGAAAUACCAAACCAAAAGAUGGUGUGUUCUGGAUGCUACAGCAACUGAUUUGGAUGAGUUGCCUGAAAGUGUUAGCUAUGCUUGCAGUUUAUCAGAUUGUACUGCUUUGGGCUAUGGUUCCUCAUGCAAUCAACUAACUGCUAAAGGCAAUGCUUCAUAUGCUUUCAACAUGUACUACCAAGUGAACAACCAGCACGUUUGGGACUGUGAUUUCUCUGGUUUGGCCAUUGUCACCGACGAUAAUCCAUCGGAGGAGGGUUGCCAGUUCCCUGUCAUGAUAGCUUUUGCUCAUUCUUCAUUGCUACUUCAUAACAAUGGUGGUCUUUUGGAUGUUUUACUGAGAAUUAUUGGAGGAUUUAUUGUACUAAUUUCAUUUCUGAUAUAA
This is a messenger RNA of Gossypium raimondii (Peruvian cotton), 1584 nucleotides long. RefSeq names its product glucan endo-1,3-beta-glucosidase 8. The coding region runs from base 109 to 1584 and encodes 491 amino acids. Lineage: Eukaryota; Viridiplantae; Streptophyta; Magnoliopsida; Malvales; Malvaceae. Gene Ontology annotation, biological process: carbohydrate metabolic process. Gene Ontology annotation, cellular component: plasma membrane. Gene Ontology annotation, molecular function: hydrolase activity, hydrolyzing O-glycosyl compounds. The transcript has 2 exons. The record is from RefSeq and is a predicted model, not a curated record.